Molecule: messenger RNA, 885 nt
Organism: Esox lucius (northern pike)
Lineage: Eukaryota; Metazoa; Chordata; Actinopteri; Esociformes; Esocidae
Gene: chchd5
Product: coiled-coil-helix-coiled-coil-helix domain containing 5
Source: RefSeq, marked provisional
UCCGCCUGACGGAUAAAAACCGGUGAAAACGUGUUUCAUAUCCUUGUUCCUCGCGUUUCUUUCAUGCUAAACACGCACUCUAGGUACAUCCACCGCUAACAUGCAGGUUGCCAUGGAUAUCACCACCAAGCAUUGCCAUAAAGAGAUGGAGAACUAUGGACAGUGCGUGGCAUCCAACCAGUUAACAUGGCAACAGCACUGUCAUGAUCUGAAGAUGAAGGUGGCACAGUGUACUUCUUCACACCCCGUGAUUCAGAAGAUCCGGUCAGACUGUUCUAAAGAGUUUGCCAUGUUCGACAGCUGCUUAAGAGAGAACCCAACCUCACCUACCUCUUGUUCAGCUCACGUAGCACGUUUCCUCGGAUGUGCAGAGACGGUAGACCUGGCUGGAGUAGGAAAUCAAGUUCCUCAGCCCUCAGAACCCAGAAAGUAUGAUCACCCAUCCUUCCCAGAGAAGGAAUUCUCACAGUAGGGACAACAAACUGCUCAAUCUAUCAUGGAAAAAUGAAUGCUCAUGUCAUUUUGAUUAUAUCCUGACAUUCUACAAGGAGACUUCUGUUGAAAAAUCCCAAAGUGGCCACAGACAGAACUCGGAAUACAGAAGUUACUGGGCUUAUUUCUGUUUGGAAGUUAAGAUUCAAGACCGGGUCCAUCUUGACGUUCUGUCAUAACUCAUCAAUCCUACAGCUCCCUGAAAUACACUGGACAGACGGUUUUUUUUUUUUUCUUGUCCUCUACCAACAAAUUAACUAUUCAUGAAUGCCAUUUUGGGAGUGAAUGUAACUGAGUUAUUUUUGUGUCGUUCCAGGAUUUGUGUCUUGUUUGCAAUGUGGUUGUUCUAUCUCUGAUGUGUUAUUUUUGAGUGAAGUGUUUCAUUGAACUCCU